ACUUCGCUGUCUGUAACUCAACUCUCGCGAGACAGUACGAGAGCCAAAAUGGCGUCCCCGUGCUGCUAAACAUUAGCCAAACAACUUCUCUCCUCAGAGAAACAAGCGUUUUACAUUUUUCAUCAUCUCCUGUUUUGAUUCCUUUCAAUCUAAACGGGACUACAGACUGGCUAGAAACGAUCUGGAUCAUCUGGAACCAAAACAUGGACGAGUGUUUAAACAGAAACUGCAGCAUGAAGAAGGAAAACACAGUCUGUACGAGCAGGGGCAAAGACAGCUCCUCUCCAAGCAACGACCCAUUCUUACUGGGUUCACCCUGCAGCUCAGCUACACCACCAUCCACGUCUAAUCCGCCAUGCGAUACGGAGGUGGGUGACAUACUUAAUUCAAUGGAGAAAAAACUCUCCGGGCUUGAAGCUGGACUCACUGUCAUUGAAGUGCUGCGCGGGGAGUUUAAGGCGCUGCGCCAAAGUCUGGAACAGAGUCAGGCACGGACAGAAACCCUCACCGAGGAAAAUACAACCCUGCAAGACUCUGUCAGCACCCUCAGCGCCCAGCUAACAUCUGUCACCGCCGAGAACAAGCGUAUGAAGGAAACCAUACGGGACUUACGAGCACGGAGCAUUAAUGACAGCGUGCUCUCCAGCGCCAUUCCUGAAGAAACCACAGGCCGGACCGCGAAUAACACCGAACCCGUCCGUCCCCUCAAAUGUUCUGAGACUCAAUCGGGAUCAUCCAAACCAGAUCUCCAUGAUGGUGUCCAUGAGCUGUUGGUGAUUAAAGAAGAAGAUUCCCUUGAGUGGAGCCCCAGCCUGGACCAGAAGGACCCCCUACACAUAAAAGAGGAACAGGAGGGACAGCAACUGAAUGAACUGGUGGAGACUCAUAUCACCAACUUCCCAUUCACUACAGUCACUGUGAAGAGUGAAGAUGAUGAAGAGAAACCUUUUUCGCAGUUUCAUCAAAGACAACCUGAGGACAACGGAGAGGCAGAGCCUCAAGCCAGCAGCUCAACAACACAGAUAAAAACAGAAACUGAUGGAGAGGACUGUGGAGGAUCUGAAACCAUUAGAAUCCAAGAUCCAGAUGAUCUUCCACAACUAGAUACUGAUGAAAAGACUUCUGACUGUUCUGAGACUGAACUCAGUUAUGAUUGGCAAGAACCUUUAUCAGAAACUGAACCCAAAACAGAGAGUGAUAGGGAGGGAACCAGGGCAGCUGAGUCCAGGGUUAAUGCCCUGAAAUACAAGAAUGUGUGUGAUGUUGGAGGUAAUGCUGAAAAAAAAACCUUAAGUUGCUUUGAUUGUGGUAAAGGAUUUCAUGACAAGGGGCCUCUUCAGAGACACAUGAUGUGUCAUUUGGGAAAAAGGUCCUCCAGCUGUUUGGUUAAAAAGAAAUGUAGAGCUGAGAAAAAGGUAGUUUUACAGAUGAGACUAAAUACAGGAGAGAAAACGUUUGACUGUCGUGAGUGCGGGAUAACAUUUAGCUUUAAACGUAGCCUUGAGAGUCACAUGCUUGUCCAUGCAGUAGAUAAACCAUUUGGUUGUGAUGUGUGUGGUAAAAGAUUUACAAAACAGGGAAGUCUCAAGGCACACACAAGACUACACACAGGGGAGAAACCAUUUGUUUGUGAAGUCUGUAUGCACUCAUUUACGGAUAAAAAAUAUCUCGAGGCACACAUGAAAAUCCACACAGGAGAGAAACCAUUUAGUUGUGAUGUUUGUGGGAAAACAUUUAGCCAAAAGAGAAAUCUAAAGUCACACAUGCGAGUGCACACAGGAGAAAGACCAUUUGGCUGCGGCGUUUGUGGGAGAAAAUUUACAGAACAGGGGAUACUGAAAACACACAUGAGGGUCCACACAGGAGAGAAACCAUUUGGCUGUGAUGAAUGUGGAAAAAGAUUUAUACAACAGGGAAUUCUGAAGAGACACAUGAUAGUCCAUGCAGGAGAAAAACCGUUUGGUUGUGAUGUUUGUGGUAAAAGAUUUACGCAACAGGGAAAUGUGAAGACACACAUGAGAGUCCACACAGGAGAGAAACCAUUUGGAUGUGGUUUUUGUGGGAAGAAAUAUGCAGAACAAAGAAGUCUGAACACUCACAUGAAAGUCCACUCAGGUUAGACACUGUUCCAAGGUUUGUUGAAAUAAAACUUGAGUGUAGCACUUAUACAUUCAAAUGAAAGAUUUUUGUUGUAAUUACAAUCAACCAUUGUCAUGCAAGUUCAAACAUUGCUCAUGUAACCUAUACCCUCCAGACGAGGGUAUAAGUUGCAGUAUACCAGAGUUUUUUAAUGGUUCUGAGUGUACAACCUGCACUGCCACACCUGUGGCUGCAUGUUUCAUCCAAAUUCUAGAACUGGAGACCUCUCUUCAGUUACUGCACGAGUAACUAUGUAAACUUUAUGGCAGACAGCCACAAGGGGGAGACACAAGUUCCAUGUUCCUGCAGUGAUCAUGAUGAUAAAAUGUUAACAAAUCUUGUUUUUUUUACAUAAUGCUGCAUCUCUGGACUUAAAGUAAGGUGCAGAAUGAAAGGAUAAUUUUCCUGUAAAACAUUGUUAUGAUAUUGUAUUUAUAAUUUAAAAAUAUUUGUGUAUAACAAUGUCGAUCAAGUGGUGGUGAAAUCAUUGGGUUUUAUGGUAAGUGCCCAGCCUACUGUAGUGCCAAAUGUCAGCAAGGAAGCAUCAGCUAGUGUCAGCAAUUAUAACAUUAGUUAUGUUUGGCGACAUGUUAGCAUAAACAAUGCUAAUAUUUGCAAUGUUAAUGUGAGCCAGCUAAUGUAAGUUAUGUUACUUUGUUCAUCAAACUGACAAUCACUUGAGGAGGCAGAUGGUUUGAACAAAGGCAGUUUUUAUUGUCUUUCUCUUGUGUUUGUUUCAAAGUAUAUAACAGAACUGUUCUUUGGUUGCUUAAUGUGUCAUUAUGUGUCUUUAUCACAAAUCGUUUAUAAAGGUCCUUUCUCAAUAGAACUGUACAAGUAUGGUCAAAGUUAAAGGAAGUUGGACAAAUGUUUUCUUAAAGAUUCACUAAUAAAAGGUCAACUCAG
Messenger RNA from Acanthopagrus latus (yellowfin seabream), 3045 nucleotides. RefSeq names its product oocyte zinc finger protein XlCOF6-like. The coding region runs from base 204 to 2120 and encodes 638 amino acids. Gene Ontology annotation, biological process: regulation of cytokine production; negative regulation of transcription by RNA polymerase II; regulation of immune system process. The transcript is spliced from 2 exons. Lineage: Eukaryota; Metazoa; Chordata; Actinopteri; Spariformes; Sparidae. The record is from RefSeq and is a predicted model, not a curated record.